UCUUGCUUAGAGCCUGAAGAGUAUAACACACCUCUCCCGCUCCUGCAGUGACUCAUUGCUAAACUUUUCCACAGAAUCACACAACAAUUUCCCAAACUCCUUCGGAAGCCGCUCGACUUAGGCUACAUUAUCCGGACCUCUGCAUGCCUCUUUACAGCAAAGCGAGGGAGAGAGGCAUGAAGGCCUGCAACAGGGCCGUGAUCGUGUCUGUGGGGCAGUUCGACCCCGGCGUUGGGCUGUCCGGGAGGGUCGGAGGAGUCAGGAACGACACCAGGAGGCUCCACAGAGUUCUGACCACGCUGGGCUUCAAGGUGGAGUUCCACAACGACCAGUCGGCGGAUGAAAUCUACGAAUUAUUUGAAGAAGAGAGCAAAAAGCCGGUUGAAAAUUGUUUCCUGGGCAUCAUUUCCACUCAUGGAGAGGAGGGGGUCGUGUUUGGAGCUGAUGGCAACCCAGUGAAGCUCGCUAAAAUCUUUGGGUUUUUCAACUCGCCUUGCAUGACGGACAAGACGAAGCUCUUUCUCAUUCAGGCUUGUCGAGGGCACGACUUGGAUGAUGGAGUUGAAGUUGACUCAGCUCUUUCGGACGAAGAGGAUUUCAUGUCAGGGUACCUCUCUAUUCCUGCGGACAUGGCUGUAAUGUACGCCACAGCUCCAGGUUACGGUGCCUUCAUGCACCCCCUCGGCUCCGUCUUCCUGCAGAAGCUCUGCGACCUCCUGGUGGAGGACGGAGGUCGCGACCUGGAAAUAAACCAGCUGAUGACCCGGCUGAGGUACCAGGUGGCCUACCGCUUCCAUGCCAACGCACCGGGCCUGACGGGCAAGAAGGAGAUGCCCUGCUUCGUGACGCGCCUCACCCGGGAGGUGUACCCGUUCAGGGCCUCGCAAGUCACCGGGAACGUCGGACAAGGAGUUGGAGGGGAGGUGAACGCCAAACGUUCGGCUACCGCGCUGGUGGAGGAAUCGCAGAGGAUACGCAAACGCUCCAUCAGCUGAUCAGACAGGCAGAAUCCUUUCUAUUGGUGACAUGAACAUUUAAUAUGAUGGGGAGUAUGGAUGGAUGGACCGUAUGAGAGUGCACAAUUCUGGGACCCCAUAAAAGCAAUGCUUUUUUUAAAAACUACCCACUGUUAAACUUACAAUAAUGUUUUUUUUUUAUAUAUAUAUUUAAAUGGUGGAUUCAGAAACGUUUCAGAAGUUCAUUUACUUCUGUCAGGGUGAAAAGCACCUCUCGUUUUGCUUUUCCAUCUUUCAUGUGCAAUAAUCAUUCCACAGACACACUUUAAAGUGGUCAUUAUAGAAUCAGUGUGUAAAUAAAACAUUCCAGUAAGAACCUAUUUUUAUAUUGACAAU
This is a messenger RNA of Engraulis encrasicolus (European anchovy), 1352 nucleotides long. RefSeq names its product caspase-7-like. Bases 144 to 995 code for a protein of 283 amino acids. Gene Ontology annotation, biological process: proteolysis. The transcript has 4 exons. The record is from RefSeq and is a predicted model, not a curated record. NCBI's taxonomy places the organism in Eukaryota, Metazoa, Chordata, Actinopteri, Clupeiformes, Engraulidae. Gene Ontology annotation, molecular function: cysteine-type endopeptidase activity.